This is a messenger RNA of Naegleria fowleri, 1686 nucleotides long. RefSeq lists its product as uncharacterized. The transcript is spliced from 3 exons. The record is from RefSeq and is a predicted model, not a curated record. Lineage: Eukaryota; Heterolobosea; Eutetramitea; Acrasida; Naegleriidae. Bases 1 to 1686 code for a protein of 561 amino acids. Gene Ontology annotation, biological process: phospholipid metabolic process. Gene Ontology annotation, molecular function: phosphatidate phosphatase activity.
AUGCAACAACCCUUACCACACCAACCAGAGACUUCUUCUCAUCCACAGCUCCACCAACAACAACAAUCUCCACCAAAUACUCAAGAAUUCACCUCUCCCAUUCUUAAUUCCUCUCAAGACAAGAACAAAUCCAAGUCAUUAGCAACGAUCACAUUAAUGAUACAAGAGGAUGAUGAUCCUCCCCACCCGUGUGCAGUGUCUAAUUCCAACGUUUUGGAACCAUCACAACCUCAACAUGGAGAAACUUUAAUUGAAAAAAAUCCUGAACGAAUGACUCUUGCAACCACAGUUGGAACGAGCAACAACAACAACAACUCCAUGAUCAUCAUCAAUCCUUCUGAUGUCGUUCCUGCAGGUCAGAAUUCCGAUUCGCACUUUCGAUCCUUUCUUUCAGCACUUUCCUUUUUAGUGUUCACUCGAAAAACGUUUUACAAUUUUUUCAAACCUCAACAUGAGAGAGAAUUUGUUCCAUCGAGUCAUUCUGUGGUGGCCAACAAUGCUCCAAAUGAUGAUGAGGAUGCACGAGGAGGUCAACAAAGACAUGUGGAAUCACCGAUUGCUCAAAAUAAUGUCACAAAUUCGAGAAUUUGGAAAAAAAAGAAACGUUUUCACUCAUCCACACAUCAUGAAUCAGAUUCAAGAAGACGAAACAACAACAACAACCAAAACCACACAAGGACCAACACAACCAAUUCCAAUCCUCAUUUCCUCAGUUCUUCCUACAAUUUAAAAAAAGAAUUUUACUCCAAAUCCACAACCUGUCACAUUGUCUUUGAUUAUGUGAUGGAAUGGCUUGUCGUCCUCGUGACAGGUGUCAUUGCUCUCAUUGUGUUCCAUGUUCCAUAUCCUCAAACCUUGUACUUUCGUUUGGAUGAUCCACGUAUUGGUUAUCCCAAUUUGGGAGUUCAGACAAUUCCAUUUAAUUUGAUUGUGAUUGUGUUUGUGGUGAGUGUGCCGAUUGGAUCCUUGUUGGUGUUUCAGUUGGUGUUUAUAAGGAAUAUUCAUGAUUUGCAUCACAUGUUAUUGGGAUAUAUUCAGUCCUUGUGUUUCAGCAUGUUAUUCAUGAUGUUCUUUUGGUUCUUCUAUCCCGAUUACCGACCAAGUUUUCUCUCCGAAUGCAAUCCUAUUCCGUCUCGAGUUCAAGCUCUUCACAAACAACGAGCCAAUCCAUUCAAUUCCAUUACCUAUUAUUUACCUCAAGAGAUUUGUUCACAUCCGGAAAGAUAUUUAGGCAUGAAAGUGAAUAUCACUCCAGCUUUCCCGAGUGGACAUGCUUCGAAUUUGUUUGCUGUAUGGAUUUAUGUCUUGUUGUACUUGUUUGCGAAAACAAAGGCUCUCUCCUUAAUGCAAGAUCGAAACAAGUACAAUCAUAGAAAUGGUUCUCUCACAAGUACUGCUCGAAGAGGAAUUCUCUUCUUUCCAUUUGUGACUUUAUUGAUAUUGGCAUGUGCUGUUUGGAUUGGGGUAUUUUCUCGAGUGUUGGAUUAUCAACACACGUGGACUCAAGUUAUUGUUGGAACCAUUAUUGGGGUGUUUUGUGGGGUUUUGGUCUACAUGUACAAGUUUGGAAGUUUGUUUGGACAUAAUUCACACAUACCAUUGUAUUAUUAUUGGAAAGAGGAGUAUGAAAGUUCUUAUGAAAAACCAGAUGAAGAAGCUUCAAAUGAAAUGAACAGACGCCCUUAA